This is a messenger RNA of Aphanomyces invadans, 2176 nucleotides long. RefSeq lists its product as hypothetical. The transcript has 5 exons. The record is from RefSeq and is a predicted model, not a curated record. Bases 1 to 2112 code for a protein of 703 amino acids. Lineage: Eukaryota; Oomycota; Saprolegniomycetes; Saprolegniales; Verrucalvaceae.
AUGGCGACCGACGCGCCGGCGGUGGCUGCUGCCCCAAAGAAACCACGCACUGGUCGACCAUCGCAUGCCGUGUGGAGCCACUUCAUUCGUGGAGAGAAGCGGAAUAAGUGCCACCACCACGUGUACUGUCGGUAUUGCUCGCAAGCGCAGGCCCAAACCCUCACCGGAGCGGCCACUGGCCCGGCCAGCGUCGAGUGCAUACGUGGGGUGCCUCAGGCGAUGCUGCGCCACUUGACAACGUGUGCUUACUCUCCACAAAGCGUUCAAAUUGAAAUGAAGCUGGUUGUCGCCCAGCAACGAUCGAAGAAACGCUCGUCUCCACUGCAUACGCCAGCUACUCCCAACACAUCUCUUGACGACCUAUUGCAGCUUGACGACACCCUCAACAAGACAGCGUCGUCCUCAUCGCGAGAUAGUCGCAGCAUUCACGAUCACCCCGUUGUUCGCACGUUUCCACGAAAUCCGCCGCUGACCAUAGACACGUGGGUACAGAUUGCUCGGAGCGGCAGUGUGCCGUUUGCGUGGCUAUACAACGAUCACGUUCAGUCGCUGUUGCCUCGGGCACUUGAAAUCCCGCCACCAGACAGGAUCUUCGCGUUGUGUUCGUCGUCUCCGUUGAAUUCUCCAUACGAAAUGACUCGAGGCAUGUGGACGGUGAGUGUCAGCUCCUGGGACUCUGUGUGCACCCGCCAGCACACCGUUGCGUGUUCUGUCGUUCGGCAAGCACCGUUCGCCGCCGUUGGUGCUCGCACAUCGGCAAACCAAUCCCGCCCGGUCCGUCACACAUUUUCCAUUCAAGUGGUGCCGCGAAAUGCCGACGCUCUGACUAGGCAUUUGAAACAGAUUUUGCAGAGUCUGUGCGGUCCAGACUCCGCCUCCGAAGGCCAACCAAGGACGAUCUGCCUGGAAGAAGGCGCAUUCGUUGUCGGAGUUGUCUGCGACUCGGCCAAGACUCUUGUUGCUGCGCGAGCUGCCAUCGAUAGUCUACACUUGCCCUUUGUCUCGACCCUGUGUGUCGACAGCAUCCUGCGGCUCCUGGUCAGUCGGCUUUUCAUGACGCACAAGGACGUCGUGCGGCAAGUCUUGUUCCCGUCGGGAAUGCCUCCCCUGGCUGGUUUCUAUCCAACGCGACAGUCGUGGGCCACAUGGAUCGAUUGUAUUCUGGCAGCGAAUGCGAUCCAUCCGUUGUCCGAUGCGUGUGUCGUCCUCCGCGCGGCGUACGCAUCCACAUCGACGUCAGUCCAUUCAUUGACUCUGCACGAUGUUGUGGAGUUGAUGGUGACCAUGCACCAACACAACCAGUUCCAAGACGUGGUAGAGACCGUAUGGGCCGCCUUGAUGGCCCAUGCAGCAAUCACAGCGCCAUUUGCGAUCCUCAGCAUUGCUUUACACGCGCCACAUGGUUCCCGCCACGAGAUGUGGAAUGUCGUGAGCGCAACUGCUGCUGGAUCGAUCGUAGCGUUGGUGGCUCCGACGGAUGCGCCAUCCCUUGGCAAGCCCGACACGAACGCAGACGCGGUGUAUUCGCAAACUGCGCCAAACGGUCUGCAAUGGGUGAGGUUGGGCUCGUAUGCUCAAAAUUUGGCCCGCCGAUGGCACAUGGAUGAUGUGGCGCUGGCGCGUGAUCUCUUGGUCUAUAAAAGCGCCCAGACUUGUCUUGCCCAAGAUGCCAGUUCUACAGGAACCCCGUCGUCCGCGUCGACCGUGCCAACGUUGGAAGCCUUUCAAAGCAGAUUGCAAGCGUUCACGCCGAUGGUGCCGUCGCUGGCGCGGCAUAUUCCAGGGCUCGACUGUGGCGGGCUCACUCUGACCGCUAGAACAGACGUCCCCCACAAUGUCUUGCUGCCCAUGGUACAACACCAGCAAAUGGAUGAGAACUGGACGGCCGAUCGGCACGAUGGCGAGACCCAUGCUGCUUUUGGCAAACCACACCUCGCGAUUGUGUGGAGUGCGGCCGAAUGGGACUCUAUAUGCGACGACGUAGAAGUGUUUUUGACCCAAGAACUCGACGAGCUACAACGCCAUGGCGGUGUGCGUCGGCCCCUUGUGACGCUAGAAGACUUGAGUCGGUGGUGGCCUGCCUGCUGCCGGACCACAAGCUGCGCUUCAUAGCUCACCGACCCGAAGUGCAUUGACAAGCGUCUGCAAAUCCGUGCCGUUGGGGGGGGCGUUUCCU